AUGAGUCAUCCGUAUUUCACGCCGUCGGCUGUUCAUGGAUAUGGUACCCCGCACACAACUGGUAUGUCUUUCACUCCUUCGAUGUCGAAUGAACCUGCAACUCUGAUUUUUGUCCCGGAGACUCAACUUUCCGACCGUGAAUCCCCAAUUGAGGUGGUUAAUUUAGAAAAGGCGGUUUCAAAUGCUGAGGGUACAAAAAAGCGUUCAAGUUGGACAAAGGUUGAAGACGAGGUCUUAGUGAGAAGUUUUGUCACUAUCAGUGAUGAUCCAAUAAUCGACAAUGAUCAAAAGGCGGAUGCUUUUUGGGGACGGGUUGCAAGCUACUACAAUGAGAAUCUUCCCCUAAGUUCAAACACCAGAAGUACAAAUGUUAUACGGUCACAUUGGCACAAUACAAUCCAAAAGAAGGUAUAUCGAUUCAACGCAAAUUACAAUAGUAUUUAUAGUUCAUAUCGAAGUGGUCACAGUGAUGAAGAUAUAUUGAGGUUUGUGUACGAAAAAUAUUUAUCCGAAAAUAAUGGUGUUGCAUUCAAUCUCGAACAUGUGUGGAGAAUUGUCAAAGACCGCCCAAUGUUUACUCCACAGUCCGCUGAUCACUUUGUGGAGACAAAGAAGACGAGGCCUCAGAGUCAGGAGCAAGCAUCACCUCCUCCAACCAAGAUGUGA
Molecule: messenger RNA, 666 nt
Organism: Zingiber officinale
Lineage: Eukaryota; Viridiplantae; Streptophyta; Magnoliopsida; Zingiberales; Zingiberaceae
Product: glutathione S-transferase T3-like
Exons: 1
Coding region: 1-666 (221 amino acids)
Source: RefSeq, a predicted model, not a curated record